AUGAGUCCUGCAUCAGCACAGUCGUACAUCAUGCUGCUCAGUGUCUGUCUUCUCCUGUAUGUCUUUUCUCUGUCUGGAGGGUUAGAAAGUGGUAUUGUAGGUGGCAAAGAGGUAAAACCUCAUUCCAGACCAUACAUGGCAUCUCUCCAGUAUAGAAGACAACAUACAUGUGGAGGAAUGCUGAUUAGGGAUGAUUAUGUGCUGACUUCAGGUCACUGUUUGAACAAGAACUUAGAAGUUGUUCUGGGAGCACACAAUAUUAGUCAGAACGAGGACAGCCAGCAGACUAUCCAAGUAGACAAGUACAUCAGACAUCCUAAGUAUGAGAACGGUCGCUUUAUCUAUGAUAUCAUGUUACUAAAGUUGAAGACCAAAGCUGUGCGAAAUGAGUUUGUGGAUUUCAUUGAGCUCCCUAAGAACAAUAAGAAUAUGCCUGCCCAUGUGGAAUGCUCCAUUGCUGGCUGGGGCAUGACAAAACCUGGAGGAAGAGUAUCGGAUGCUCUGCAGGAAGUCGGCCUCAAACUGCAGUUCAGCUUUGAAUGCAAAAACAAGUGGAAGGACCAUUUCAACUCUGAGAAAAUGAUCUGUAGUCUCUCGGAUGGGAAAAGGGCGUUCUGUCAGGGUGAUUCUGGCAGUCCUCUUUUUUGUGACUCUAAACUUAAAGGAAUGGCUGCAUACACAUAUACUGAUGACUGUACAUCCAAGAAGUACCCCGAAGUCUACAUGAAAAUAUCUGCCUUCCUUCCGUGGAUUAAAAAAAAUAUUAAGUGAUUGAAAUAGCAUCAUUUAUGCAUGUAAAUGAUCUAUCAUGUGUAUAA
Messenger RNA from Sinocyclocheilus rhinocerous, 818 nucleotides. Its product is annotated as granzyme B(G,H)-like. Gene Ontology annotation, biological process: proteolysis. Gene Ontology annotation, molecular function: serine-type endopeptidase activity. The record is from RefSeq and is a predicted model, not a curated record. The transcript is spliced from 6 exons. Lineage: Eukaryota; Metazoa; Chordata; Actinopteri; Cypriniformes; Cyprinidae. The coding region runs from base 1 to 771 and encodes 256 amino acids.